AACUUCUACGAUUUGAGAACGUUUUUAGAAAGGGCCUCUGUUUAAAACUUGUUUGAUUUUAUUGUUGUGGUACUAAAUUGAUUUGUUGUUAAUAAUGAGAAGGCUACCCAAUUAUCCAAAUAAUCGAUAAAAGACAUCUAGUUUUAAUACUACUUACGACUCUGAAUAAUAAGUGUACAAGUUAAAUUAAUAAAAAUGUAUUUGUAUUCUAAAUGCGUUCGAGACAAUACAUUUAUGUCCAGAUAUUCAGCUUUCAAUCCUUAUCGCCUUUUUCAAAGAGAAUAUGGAUUUAGCCAUCCUGUGGGUGCUGGUGAUGCAAUUUCUCGUAGUCUUUACCGUGGCAUGAGACCAAUAGGAUCAUGGGAAUGUGAUGAGUCAAAUUCUCCGCCAACUGGUGGUAUUUUCAACCUUGAAUUUUCGCCAGAAGGCUCAUUGUUAGUAUCUGCUUGUGAGAAGAAAUCCAUACAUAUAUUUGAUCCUCUUACUCAUCAAAGAGUGCAAUCAGUGACUGGAGCACAUGCGGACUGUGUCAACUGUGUUAAAUUUCUGGACGCUAGAAUGUUUGCUACUUGUUCAGAUGACACUACAAUUGCAAUUUGGGAUAUCCGACAUUUGAAGAAAAAAAUCCGCUCAUUGCAUGGACAUUCAAAUUGGGUCAAAAACAUAGAGUUUUCUGUGAAAGAUAAAUUAUUAGUAACCUCAGGCUUAGAUGGUAGUAUUUACACAUGGGAUAUCAAUUCAUAUACCGAGUCUAAUUUGAUUUACCAAAGAGUGUUUCAUGCGUCUGGUUUGAUGAGGUGCAGGCUGUCUCCAGGUGCAAAACAGAUGGUGAUGUGCACUACCGGUGGACUCUUAAUUAUUAUACAUGACUUAAACCUCUCGACAUUGAACCGUGACUUGCAUGGGUUUAAGCCCAAUUUAUAUAGACUGAUGCAAAUGAGCCAGCAACUUAUACCAAUAGCUGCGAUGUAUGACCACCUGUUUGAACCCAAUCGAAAGGAAAACCGACUAGAGUUUGUGUCUGACUUCCCUUAUGGUAAUGACGCAAAGGUGAUCAGCGCUCUUCAGAUUCACCCUCAAGGUUGGUGUGCGUUGAGCAGAAAUAUUAGCCAUGAUGACCGGUCAGAAUGGUCCUGUAUACACGACAUCCAGCCUUUCCCAGAAACCGAAGACAAGAGCACCCGCGAUACGUCGCCCCCACCACCGAAACACCGCCGCCUCGCGCCCCGCCGCCCCGCGGCCUCGCGACCCCAGCGACGCUUGCGCAUGCGCAUCCAGCCCCGCCCCAUGGCUACCGUGCCGCCUGUUAAUGUCGGGGAACGACGCCCAGCUGAGGGGGCGGAGCCAGAGGCGGGGCCUAGCUCCAGCGCACGUACCGAUAGUGCACUUCCUGCUACCAGGUUGCCGGGGCUGGCGAUAAUUCAGAAUGACGUGUGGGAGGCGUCGAUUACCAUCAAACAGCACAGAAUGCUUCAAGAGAUGUACAACAGAGGCCACGUGGGACGAAACUUCAACAUGCAGCGUAUAAUGGGCAUCAACACGGGCAUCACUCCGCCCGCGUCGCUGAGGCCUCGCUCCUCGAGGGUCCACUCUGCCCUGCGGGCGAGCUCCGACGAAGACAUCCACCGAGCCGAAGUCUCCGAUGUCGAAACACCAUCUAGGCGCAACACUUUGCCGUCGACACCGAGUCCGAUGCUGAGAGACCGGGACGGCACCAGCUAUUACGACGAAGAUACUGACAUGUACCACUAUAUACGACGGAACAAACAAAGGCUCAUGUAUUAUACUGAGGAAGCAAAUGAAGGCAACGGGUUUAUCAAGGAGCUGUGCUUCUCAGCGGACGGGCGGGUCGUGUGCUCUCCGUACGGCGGCGGCGUCAGACUGCUGGCUGUCAAUGACUCCUGCAGUGAGAUGUCACACUCCGUACGGGGCCAGCCUGGGCCCGCGGAGUUGGUGGUGCUCGGAGAAUGCGUCGGCCUUCACCAGGACCUAGUUGUCAGCACCAAAUUCAGCCCGCGGCAUCACCUGCUCGUCACCGGCUGCCUCGAUGGCAAGAUUGUAUGGUACGAGCCGUUCGCUGGAGAAGGUCAAAUCUAGAUUGAUGUAUUAUUACACGUUGUGUCCAUUAAGUUUAAGUUUUAUGUCCUCCCAACUUCGCCUAUAAAAUGAGACAAUUAA
Leptidea sinapis is the source of this 2178-nucleotide messenger RNA. Its product is annotated as DDB1- and CUL4-associated factor 10. Gene Ontology annotation, molecular function: protein binding. The coding region runs from base 196 to 2097 and encodes 633 amino acids. The transcript has 11 exons. NCBI's taxonomy places the organism in Eukaryota, Metazoa, Arthropoda, Insecta, Lepidoptera, Pieridae. Gene Ontology annotation, cellular component: Cul4-RING E3 ubiquitin ligase complex. The record is from RefSeq and is a predicted model, not a curated record.